Soboliphyme baturini is the source of this 1539-nucleotide messenger RNA. NCBI's taxonomy places the organism in Eukaryota, Metazoa, Nematoda, Enoplea, Dioctophymatida, Soboliphymatidae. The record is from the annotation of a GenBank genome assembly.
AUGAACAGAGAGUUAGUGAACGGCAAUGACGUCCAUGACGACUGCAUUCGCACGACGGGCAGUCUGAAGUAUUCGCUUUGGCUGAACAUGAAACCUACACGGACGCAUCAGGCUCAAAGUUGCCUUGUUCGUCAUUCUGUAGCACCACCUUCGAAACCGUACAAGCCUCACAAGUGCACAAAUGGGUGUUUGCCAGUGGAAGAUGAGCCACUGUUGUAUCGAGGCGUGAAUCCGUUGUAUAUACCGAUUUUAUGUGGUUGGAACCGGUUUCAUAUGGUCGUUAACACACCAGAUAAGCGGAGCACCGUGUUCAAUAUUUGUAACAACUGUUGCUUAUAUCGUACGCCUUGCGCGCGAACUUGUAGAAACAUUGAGGAAGUCGUUCAGUACCUUCGGAUGACUGACAGCCACCUGACCCCAGAUUUGUUUUCUUUCGAACCGCUAGUAUGGUUGACGAGAACCUACCAGCCGCUGAAUCCACGAGUUCGCAUUGAUGACAUUUCGGAAGGAGUAGAAGGUAUUAAAAUUGAAUGCAUCAACGAGGUCGAUGAUGACAAGCCAAAUGACUUCGAAUACCGAAAGGACCGGUUUAGCUGCGAUCCUGGCUUGAACUUGACCGUAGCCCAAGAAUUUCUUAGCGGCUGCAGUUGUGAAGACGACUGCAUCAAUCCGCAAGAGUGUUCGUGUCAGCUUCUGACUCUCCAGCAAAACUGUUUUAGUCGAUCAGCCCGAUAUCGAAAUCGGCGCCUGUCGAACAAACCUGUCGUCUACGGCAUAUAUGAGUGCAAUCGGUUAUGCAAGUGCAGCAAACGCUGCGGUAACCGGGUCGUUCAGCAACCGCUCAUGAUGCCCCUUCAGAUUUUCAAAACAGAGCGCUCUGGCUGGGGCGUAAGAACACUUUAUGACAUUCCCAUGGGCACCUUUGUCUGUAUUUAUGCCGGCGGCCUCAUGAGCGAUAAUCGCGCAGAAGCGCUGGGACACAUUUUAGGCGAUGAAUAUUAUGCCGACCUGGAUUUCCUUGGAACAGUGCAAUCACCAUGCAAAUCUUCUCAUAUGAGUGAUACACCGCAAAACUUUGAGCUUCAAUUGUAUCGGGAAGUAUCACCGAAAAUAGCGUCUGAUAACUGUAUUGACGGAUCUUAUCAAGAAAGUUCAUUUGAGAAUAAGAGGCCGCGUAUGUCCUCAACCAUCAAUUCGACGGAUUCGUUGAGUUUGCAGUCACCAGAGACUUCCUUUGGGCCGGACACUCCUCUGACGGACAUCAUUUCCGGCAAAAGUGGGUUAUACACAGUGGAUGCGAAAUUCGUUGGCAACGUCGGCAGAUUUUUUAACCACUGCUGUAGGCCUAAUUUGUUUGUUCAAAACGUAUUCGUAGAUACGCACGAUUUGCGCUUGCCGUGGGUGACGUUUUUUUCAAGUAGACUAAUUGUGGCUGGCGAGGAACUUCGCUGGGAUUAUAAAUAUGAUCUCAACGUGGUUCCACGGAAAUGCAUUGAAUGCGUCUGUGGGAUGCCAAACUGUAGAAAUGUAUUGGUCUAG